Messenger RNA from Adelges cooleyi (spruce gall adelgid), 2227 nucleotides. RefSeq lists its product as uncharacterized. Lineage: Eukaryota; Metazoa; Arthropoda; Insecta; Hemiptera; Adelgidae. The transcript is spliced from 15 exons. The record is from RefSeq and is a predicted model, not a curated record. Bases 52 to 2193 code for a protein of 713 amino acids.
ACUAAAUGCGAUUUAUGAAUUCAUAAAAUGUUAUCUAUUUAAAAUCAAAAAAUGAAUACUUUAUCGAUCUGCUUGAUUUUAAGUUUAGUUUAUUACAUAAGGUUUGCAACAUUAUUUCCAAUCAAUAACAAGGAUACAACCUUAACAGAGGCAAGAUAUGAUUUAUUUAUACGAACAUUUACGAGACAAAAAGCUGACAAAAACGGCUUAAUAACCCCGCAACAAUUCAAAACAGUUUUAGAUUCUCAAGAUGAAUAUUGGGAUACGCAACCAUUUAAAACAUUUAUUAAUAGACAUAGCUUUCCGCUUACACUAAAUGAGUUUUGCCUGUUAAUGAUUUCCUAUGUUAAUACACAGGAGUCUACACUAUCUGACGCAAGAUUUCAUAACCACGAGCUUAUAAGACAGGCCUCAGUUAAUAGUGAAAUGGCAGGGAUACAGAUUCAAACCGAUGUUCCAGCUUCAUCAAUUGACUCAAUAGCACAAUGUCAACUAAAUAAAAAUAAUGAGGAUUUUGCAUUAUCAAACGAAUGGCCGAAUAUAUAUCCCCAAGAACAUGCAGUACAAGAGCCAUAUGGUAUUGAAAAAAUAACCGAGCACCUUCAAGCAGUUAACUCUACUGAACAAUUUCAAACUACACAGAGUAAUGAGAAUCUUGCGUUACCUGAAGCGCAGAUGACCGAUUUUUAUGAUCAUGAGUAUAAUGUACAGAAUCGAAUUAAUGAAUAUAAAAUGACCGAAGAGCAGCUUCAAGUGACUGCCUCCAUUGAAGAAUUUCGACAACUUCAGAAUGUCGAGAAUCCUGCAUUGCCAGACGAAUGGAUGAAUUUACGUGACCAAGAAUAUUCAAUACAAGAGCUAUAUGAAGAAAAUAAAAUUAUAGCGGAACAGCUUCAAAUGUUCAACUCUGUGGAACAACCUCAACCAAUUGAGGAUUAUAACGAUGCUGCAUUACCAGAUGAAUGGAUGAAUUUAUUCGAUCAAGAUUAUGCAAUGCAAACGCCACAUGAAGAUAAUGAAAAAACAACCGAGCAACUUCAAGAUAUUGACUCUACGGAUCAAUUAAAAAUAAUUCAGGGCACUAUGGAAGAGAAUCCUACAUUAUCAGAUACAGGGAUAAAUUUUAAUUACCAAGAGUACAAUAAACAGGAUCUAGGCGAUAAUACUAAAAUAUCAACAGAACAGGGUCAAGCAGUUUUUAACUCUUUAGAACAGUUUGAAACAUUUCAGAACAAUGAAGAAGAGAAUCCUACAUUAUCAGAUACAGGGAUAAAUUUUAAUUACCAAGAGUACAAUAAACAGGAUCUAGGCGAUAAUACUAAAAUAUCAACAGAACAGGGUCAAGCAGUUUUUAACUCUUUGGAACAGUUUGAAACAUUUCAGAACAAUGAAGAAGAGAAUCCUACAUUAUCAGAUACAGGGAUACAUUUUUAUUACCAAGAGUACAAUAAACAGGAUCUAGGCGGUAAUACUAAAAUAUCAACGGAACAGAGUCAAGCAGUUUUUAACUCUUUGGAACAAUUUGAAACAUUUCAGAACAAUGAAGUUCCUUUUGAAGGCGAGUUGUUCAAAGAGGUCGAUGCAAACCAAGUGAUCAGUCCCAAAGAUACAUCAUUUAGUGAACACGAUGUUUCGUUGUUGCCCUCAGAAAAACCUACCCGAAAAAGACGUUUGGCUGAAGUGCAUAUGCCCAAACAACCAGAAGAUUCCGUUGAUGAGCAUGGCAAUCCGGUGGUGCCUGCGAAAAAACCUCGCAGAAAAUCUUUAUCAAAAAUAAUUGUGACUGAUACAAAUACUCCUGUUAGUGAACCAAGUAUUUCAGGAUCGCCUGCAACAAAACCUCGCAAAAGAAGUAGAAAAUGUUCGCCAAAAGUUGAUGUAUCUGCAUCAAGUACGGGUGAAUACUCAACCGGGACUCAGGCCGAACUAUCAGUUAAUAAUAAAUCAUCUAGUAAAACUUCUUCAGAACAUGUAAUACAAUCACAUUUGUUCAAUGAACAAGAAGGAAAAAGUAAUUUAAAACUCGCAAACAGCGGGGCUCAACUUUUUCAACGGUAUUUAAUUCUAAUGGCAUCAAAAAAAAAUAGUGAUGCACAGAAUGUUCCCUCAGCUGACAUACAUCCGUUCGUAACUACAUCAUUACCUUCGUCUGAUUUAAUUUUUAAUACCUACCCUCGGCAGCCAGAAGGCUAACUAACAUUGAAGACAAUGUUAUUCACAUAGAAUG